This is a messenger RNA of Cottoperca gobio, 1346 nucleotides long. It is a transcript of the gene gar1, whose product is annotated as GAR1 homolog, ribonucleoprotein. Gene Ontology annotation, molecular function: box H/ACA snoRNA binding. Lineage: Eukaryota; Metazoa; Chordata; Actinopteri; Perciformes; Bovichtidae. The transcript is spliced from 7 exons. Gene Ontology annotation, biological process: snoRNA guided rRNA pseudouridine synthesis; ribosome biogenesis. Gene Ontology annotation, cellular component: box H/ACA snoRNP complex. The coding region runs from base 154 to 849 and encodes 231 amino acids. The record is from RefSeq and is a predicted model, not a curated record.
AGUGGAGACGCCGCAGCCGAGUAGACACACUUUGUCUAGCGGAGCAUUACUUGGUAUCUUUGCAAGUGAUGUAUCUGGAACCACAGUGUACUGGGAGAAAGAACUGACGCCAAGGAACUGGUACACCUGCUGGCUCUGAGUAUUUGAAGAAACAUGUCUUUCAGAGGAGGAGGUGGACGAGGAGGUAGAGGCGGUGGAGGAUUUAGCCGAGGUGGAGGAGGUGGAUAUGGAGGAGGCAGAGGAGGAGGAGGUGGAUAUAGAGGAGGAGGAGGUGGAUUUGGAGGAGGACGUGGUGGCGGCAGAGGUGGAUUUAAUAGACAACAAGACUACGGUCCUCCAGAAUAUGUCGUCGGUGUGGGAGAGUUUGUGCAUCCAUGUGAAGAUGACAUAGUUUGCAAGUGUACGACGGAGGAAAACAAAGUUCCUUACUUCAACGCCCCAGUUUACUUGGAAAACAAGGAGCAGAUCGGGAAGGUGGAUGAGAUAUUCGGCCAGCUCCGGGACUUUUAUUUUUCAGUCAAACUUUCUGACAACAUGAAGGCCUCUUCAUUUAAGAAAAUGCAGAAGUUUUAUAUAGAUCCAAUGAAGCUCCUCCCGCUGCAGAGAUUCCUCCCCAGGCCGCCCGGAGAGAAGGGUCCGCCUAGAGGAGGCCGAGGGGGUAGAGGUGGAGCAAGAGGCGGAGGUCGUGGAGGUGGUUUCCGAGGCGGCCGUGGUGGAAGUUUCGGAGGCGGCCGUGGUGGAGGAUUUAGAGGUGGUGGAGGAUUUGGAGGUGGAAGAGGUGGAGGAGACAGAGGUGGCUUCAGAGGAAGAGGGGGUGGAGGAGGACGUGGAUUCAGAGGCUCAAGAUGAUCUGACGGUGAUCUGGUGUGAUGGUGUCGUCCCUGUCUUGUGCUGCACAAGCAAAAAGGCUGCAUUCUCUGCCCGUGACUGUUGGACUCACGAUAUGGACAUUGCCUCUAUUUGUAGAACUUGAAUGGAUUUUUUCUCUUCAUUUUAUACAUUAUUUUUAUUACUGGUUUUGAAUAUGUGAUGGAUUCUUUUUAUUUAAAAGGUUCAUAUGUAUGCUUGUGUGUAACAUAACAAGGCUAUGAGAUGAGAGAUACGGGGCUCCCUUUGUGUCCAGGCGUAUCAUUAUUCUGUGCUGAUCCUGUAAUGACGGACGUACGAGAUGCAAGAUUUCAAAAGAUACAUUUACAAAUGUAUUAAUUUCCUCAGAUAUGAGAAAAUGUGUCGGAAAACUUUACAUGCUGUUAGUUGAAAACGUUUUGAUACCCAUCAUUUGUAAAAUCUUAAGCAGAAUGUUGUCACAUUUUUGUUAAAGGCCUUGAUUAAAACAUGCUUUGUAA